GCUGUCCGUCUUCCCCUGCUGAAGCUAGGAUAUCUUCUUAUCGCCAGCCCGAUAAGAGUUUUUCUUGAUUCCUCAGCAUAACUCACGUAGGACUGAAUCUUUCAGUCUUUUUGCGCACUAAAAGACGAGCACCAGUGCAGAUCCUAACCCUCAACAUUGUGGCACUCGAAAUCGCGUGCCAGAGUUCUUUGAAUAUCCCGGACGGGAUCGCGCCGAGGAGGUGUUGUUGGUUGGGCGGCAAGGCAGCGCCGACACUCGGCAGAAAAAAAGCGAAAGACUUGGGCUGGGCUAUCCGGUGUCCUUGGAGGCAGCUCUAAGGAAUCUAGGGAGCAAAUCACAUAUUACAGUAGCUUGGCUAGGCAGCUGUCUCCAUUAGCUAUCCGUUCGAAUACUCCAGACGUCUGUCUCAUUUACUGCGGCACGCAACAAUGUCUGCAUCCGGCAACGCCUCCCGGAAGGCGGCGAGGCAGUUUGCCCAAAAGACGGCCAACUCUCGGACCGCACGCGCCGCCGCUCAGCAAGGGAACAGCGCUCAGAUGAUGGACAGAUCGAUAGUCGGUUCUUUCAUGCUUCCUGGAACUUUGAUAGCACCUCCCGUUUUUCGAUCGAUUUUCCAAAGCCCCAGGGACGGCCUAAAGUUGCAAUUGGACCGUCUCAAGGUCAAGCCGUUAGACGCCUUCCGCAUCGUGUCCUCGUACAUCGCCUCUAAGCCAUCCGUGCUCGCCAGCGGGCGCCUCCAGAUCCAGCGUGGCAAGAUCGUGCCGACUGCCAAGGAGCUGCACCGCUCGCUCUCCGAGGCCUUUGCGGCCGGUGACCUCGAUACUCUGAGGAGGGUGUGUAUGCCGAACCUGUACCAAACGCUGUCCGCCAAAGUCUUGCAGCGGCCGGCAGGCAUACGUAGGCAGUGGGAGCUUAUCACCUAUACCGGCACUUUGAUGUACCCGCGGAUCGCCGACCAUAAGCUCAUGGAAAUACCGCGAAGGGACGGUACCAGGGCGACAGCUCACCAGGCCGUCGUAACCAUCCGCAGCCGGCAAAGGCUCACCCAGUUCGACAAGACCGGUGAGAUCACUGGCCAGCCCAAGGAGCUCGACGUGACCGAGCACCUCAUCAUGUUGCGCGAACUCGACUCGAAUGCCCCGACCCCCGGCGACUGGAAAGUAUUUGGCUACGCCGACGAAGCCACCUAUGAGGGCUGGCAGGCAGAAAAGCGCGGCCUGGAGAUUUUGGCGAAACAAGGAGGGGCCCAAUGAUAAUGGGACGGUCUGUUUGCCCUUCCGUGCGUUUGGCCCAGUCAGUCAACCAGCUACAAAAAAAGCCCCUGCCUGCCUGGGUCUUUGCUCAUGUAUGUAUAACCUUACCUACUUAAAGUGUAUUAUAUGGAAACCCGACUGGCUGUCGAUAUCAAAGGGAGGUGGUUACUUCCUCAUCAACUCUGCUACACAUCUCAGCUUGAAUGAUAGACAAGAGAAUCACCAUCUAAUAACACAAAAUCCAUGUACUAUUUCACUUUGGACAAAGUUUCAAAAAUAUACAGAUACCCGCAAACCGAUCUCUUU
Molecule: messenger RNA, 1559 nt
Organism: Pyricularia oryzae 70-15
Lineage: Eukaryota; Fungi; Ascomycota; Sordariomycetes; Magnaporthales; Pyriculariaceae
Exons: 2
Coding region: 429-1253 (274 amino acids)
Biological process (GO): protein insertion into mitochondrial inner membrane from matrix
Cellular component (GO): mitochondrion; mitochondrial inner membrane
Source: RefSeq, a predicted model, not a curated record